Molecule: messenger RNA, 450 nt
Organism: Lycium ferocissimum
Lineage: Eukaryota; Viridiplantae; Streptophyta; Magnoliopsida; Solanales; Solanaceae
Exons: 2
Coding region: 1-450 (149 amino acids)
Source: RefSeq, a predicted model, not a curated record
AUGGUAACUUCGAAAACAGAAGUUCCAACCUUUACAUUCCACCAAAUGGGCAAUCUAAUGAUCAAGUUGAAGCAGUUAACGGUGAAUUUUUCAUUCUUAGAUGCUGUAAAAGAGAUGCCCGAAUUUGCUAAGUUCGUGAAAGACCUUCUUACAAAGAAGAGGUCUAUUCAACAUGAGACAGUGAAUCUAACUCAUCACGUGAGUUCGAUUAUUGCUUCCACCAUAGUUCAAAAAAAGGGAGAUCCAGGGGCAUUUACUAUUCCGUUUAAUAUUGCACAUCAUGCUGUCGCUUGUGCUUUGUGUGAUAAUGGGGCGAGUAUCAAUCUAAUGCCUCUUGUUAUUUACAAGCAAUCCGGAUUAGGAAUACCUAGACCGACUUUUAUGCAAUUACAAAUGGCGGAUAGAUCCAUCAAGAGGCCAGUUUGGGUUGUAGAUGAUGUGUUGGUAUAA